AUGGAUCCGAGGGUUGCUUGGAUUCAGCCGGAACAGACAGGACCAGCAAACACUUUAUGGAUGCAUGUCUGGGGAACAUCUCAGGAAAUCGGAGGAAAGACCGGUCAGCACCAUAACCAUCAUCACAACUUCUGUGUCAAUUCUCCGGCUUUUGAUAUUUUAAAAAAUGUAACCGUUGCAGCAGCAGCCAAUGCAAAUAGCACCAACACCCGAAACAGCACUGGCUUUGUAACUUUACCAAACGGUAGUACUCAGAACUCUAUUUGCUCAUCUAUUAACGCAAACGGAGUGAAAGUCGGCGCAGACGAGGGGAAAAUGCCCCAGAAGACGGUAUCUGUUUCUUCCUCGUCCUCCGUGGAAUCAGGGGCGGACAGUCCAUCUUCCAGUUGCUCUUCAAGCAGGACUACAACCGCUAACAUUGUCACUGGAAAUAUAAAUAAACUCGCUGGAGGUGCCAAUUUGUUUUGUAGUUUUAGUGAGAAUAUUUUGAAUAAUGUCAACCAUCAUCAUCAUCCCCAUCCAAGGCAUUUCCAUCAGGAGCAACAGUACGGUAUCCACCAAAAUUGCAACAAGCGCCACCCGUUUCAUCCGGCUGCGAUUCAUAAUCACCACAAUCACCACCACCAUUCUGGCCGAAGGAAAAGUGACAACAAAGCGAGCACCUAUGGCAUAAACUAUCUCCUCUCCAACUAUAGUAAUGGUAAUUAUUUACACUCCGGAACGCCGUGGAAGACAAGAAAAUACAAUGUCGGAGUGCACGGGCUACAUGAAGAGAUUAUAGACUUCUAUAACUUUAUGUCUCCUCGGCCAGAAGAGGCAGCCAUGAGGAAAGAGGUGGUCCACAGAAUAGAGAUGAUCAUUAAGGAACUCUGGCCAAGCGCUGAUGUUCAAAUUUUUGGCAGCUUUAGCACUGGGCUUUACCUCCCUACCAGUGACAUUGACCUGGUAGUGUUGGGGAAAUGGGAAAGACCCCCCCUGCAGCAGCUGGAGCAGGCCCUCCGCAAACACAAUGUGGCCGAGCCGCACUCCAUCAAAGUACUUGACAAAGCUACGGUACCGAUCAUCAAGCUGACGGAUCAGGAGACGGAGGUGAAAGUGGACAUCAGCUUUAACGUGGAGACUGGUGUCAAAGCCGCACGCUUCAUCAAGGAUUACGUGAAGAGGUACCCUGUGCUGCCUUACUUGAUCUUCGUGCUGAAGCAGUUCCUGUUACAGAGGGAUCUGAACGAGGUGUUUACCGGAGGCAUCAGCUCUUACAGCCUCAUUUUAAUGGUCAUCAGUUUCCUACAGCUACACCCGCGGAUUGACGCCCGAAGCCCCAACAUAAACCUGGGUAUCCUGCUCAUUGAGUUCUUCGAGCUUUAUGGCAGACAUUUUAACUACCUGAAGACUGGCAUCAGAAUAAAAAAUGGAGGAGCGUACAUAGCCAAGGAAGACAUAAUGAAAGCCAUGAGCAAUGGCUACAGGCCUUCCAUGCUGUGUAUUGAGGACCCACUUUUACCAGGUAACGACGUGGGAAGGAGUUCGUACGGCGCCAUGCAGGUGAAACAAGCGUUCGACUACGCCUACAUCGUGCUAAGCCACGCCGUCUCGCCCCUCGCUCGCUCUUAUCCCAACAAAGACGCCGACAGCACUUUGGGACGCAUCAUCAAAGUCACACAGGAUGUCAUCGAUUACAGGGAGUGGAUUAAACAGAAGUGGGGUGGACGGCAUCAUAGCCGCGCUGAGAGAAACGGAGGUGUGGUCCAUAAGGAGCUGGUUGAACAGAGUGAUCCUAAGGGUCUUUUGGGUGUGAGUGCAGAGGAACAACAGCAGAGAGAUUCAGUGUCUCCACACAGUGCGGAUUCUCCCAUGUCUCUGUCCAGCCCUCAGCAGCACUCUUCAGCAUCCUCCUCAUCCUCACUGUCGGGCAGCGAUAUCGACUCUGACUCCACUCCGUGUGUAGCUCCAGCGGUGCCGGCGUACCCGCUGCAGACCCUGGCGCUGAGUACGCUGCCGCCCACUCUGCAGAUGGGCACCACUAAGGCCAACCUCACCGCACAGCUCACCAUGCCUCCUGCCUCUCAGGCUAGAGUGUCUAUACCAGGGAGUCUCCCUCUACACGCUCUACCUGGCAGACAGGUUUGUAUGGCAGACGGACCACCCCCCUAUCUCCACAUGCCCCCCCAUGCAGUCCCCACUGCCCCCCCCAGCCCCCUGCCCAGUCCCCACAUCCACCACAAGACUGGUCCUAAGUUCCCCGUAAAGGGAUUUCACAAUCCAGCCGUCAUUCACAGUCCGGUCCUGGCCAACCGCUCUCACAUCCAGUAUAACCGCAACACGUGGCGUCGCAGAAAGAGGGACAGUCUACCAGCCAGCGUCAGCAGAUAAACGUCACACUCCUCCUCCACCUCCUCCUUUUUCCUUCUUUCUUUUUCCUGCUCCUCCCGGCUCU
This is a messenger RNA of Chanos chanos (milkfish), 2434 nucleotides long. RefSeq names its product terminal nucleotidyltransferase 4A (gene tent4a). Gene Ontology annotation, biological process: RNA 3'-end processing; polyadenylation-dependent ncRNA catabolic process. NCBI's taxonomy places the organism in Eukaryota, Metazoa, Chordata, Actinopteri, Gonorynchiformes, Chanidae. The record is from RefSeq and is a predicted model, not a curated record. Gene Ontology annotation, molecular function: poly(A) RNA polymerase activity; mRNA binding. The transcript has 14 exons. Gene Ontology annotation, cellular component: TRAMP complex; nucleolus. The coding region runs from base 1 to 2370 and encodes 789 amino acids.